AUGAUUAGAGAACAUGACUAUAUAGAAAAUGACAAACACGAGGAUUUAACAGAAGGGAAAGAUGGCAACACGUCAAAAGCUGGUGAUGAGGUAGAAGAUAAGAGUGAUCCCAUUCCUCCUACCAAGACGGUCAUCACUCUCCUUAUAGCUCUCCGUUACUUUAAAAGUCGCACGCCCAAUGAAGUCACUGUUCUAAAGGGUGACAAGAUGUUACUGCUGAACAGAAAGAGUAAAGACUGGUGGUUCGUGGAAGUGAUAAGGACCAAGAAUCAAGGCUACAUACCCAGGUCCAUCGUGGCUCGACUACCCACCGCCGGGGUCCUAGCGGCCAAGAAACCUGCCACCCUCGUCCAGGUCCAUGACGGAAAGCCUGCCAAUCUGGACAAGACCAAAAAUGAAGAUGAAGCAGAUGACGAAAGCAAGAACGACAGUGGGACAGAAAAUGAGAUUAAUAAUGAGGAUGAGACAGAAAAUGAGAUCAAUAAUGAGGAUGAGACAGAAAAUGAGAUCAAUAAUGAGGAUAAGGCAGAAAAUGAGAUCAAUAACGAAGGUGAGAUGGAAAAUGAGAUCAAUAACGAAGGUGAGAUGGAAAAUGAGAUCAAUAAUGAGGGUGAGAAAGACAUCGAGAUGAUCGGGGAUGAGAUGGAAAUAAUCAGAGGAGUCGAGGAAGAGGAUGUGCAUAGCUCAAAGAACUCCAAAUUCUCGUUCUUCUCCAAGAUUUUAUUCCGAAGACGCUGAAGCACUUGUGAAAGUGAUGGUCGUAAUCCACAGAACAACGUGCCAUUGAGACUAGACUAUGAGUGAUGGGAAACUGUUGGGGUGAAUCAAAAUCGAAAAGGUUGUUUGGGGUCAUCUACUAUUGCUAAUGCUAAUAACUGCUACCCUGGAACAUAUAUCCCAGUACAAUCCUGUGGCUAGUGUUUUGAGUUGGACAUGACUUUGCAAAUGAAGUGACUCUGUGAUCCGUGGUGGCCCAAAAAUGACCCGAGGGCCAGUUUCCUCACCUCUGCCUGAGACCAUGUUUCAGCAGGUCCGACUAAUUACCCAAAUGUAGCCAAAUAUAGCCGGCUAUACACUUAUUAGGUAUAUUGUUUUAAUAGUGUUUGUUAUCGAGCACUUUGUGGACAGGUUCAGCCACGCCUCAAUGACCCUAAUGGUUUUACUGUUUUAAUAAUAAUUAACAAAUUAAAUACUGAAUAUAAUACCCUUUGGGAUCUAUAAAAUAAGUCUGAACGUAUUACACUACAGCUAAUAAAUUGGGUCAACCUUUCUGUUGUAAAUGUCUUUGAACAUAUUUCUUUUUCUGAAAUGGCAUCUUCCUCUCACCACUUGACUACAGUAUAUAUAUUUUUGUGUGUGACUCUUCUUGAUACAGGUUGGAUCCCGCUAAUCCGGGAGCUGAUAGUCCAGCAGCUUCGAUAGUUCAGGACAGUGUCAUAGCUCACUUCUAGUGGCUGUUGCCACUAUUUUACCUUUAAAUACUUAUAAUUUACCCCUAAUUAUGCCUCGUAAGAGACCAGCAAGCAGUGGAAGUAGUUGUAAUGUGGUAAAACGUAAUCAUGUGACAUUAACUAUUUUAGAAAAGGUAUCUAUACUGAAGAAAUUAGGCAGUACAGGCAAUAGUACAUCUUAUGCAUUAUUUUGCCUUUUUUUUUAACCUCAGCUACGAUGGUUCGGAAUUUUUGCUAAUCCGGAACCGGUCUGGUCCCAAGCUUCCUGGACUAGUGAGUUCCAACCUGUACGGGUACAAAAUUUUGAUGUAUGGUACAAUUUGAAUACAAACCUAAUUUAUAUCGAAUAUAGUGAAACCUCUAUUUAACGGACUAUAUAGAGAUGAAAUUCUGUUAUAUCAAGGGUCUGUAUGAUGUAAAACCUUCCAACUAAAGGAUUACAUAGGGAGAAAAGUCCAUUAUAUGGAGUUUUCACUGUAAAACUAAUAAUAAACCUUAAUAAGGACCAAUCUGAUAUUACUAAAUUACUAUGAUAAUGUACCGGUACUUGAUGUUACUUAAAUCACUGUUAAAUACUGAAUUAGUUAUCUGAUGUAAAGUUAUUGUAAGUUAUUCUUCAGAUGCAUAUAAAGUAUAAGUCAUUUGAAUUCGCUUUAACCUUGGCUGUUUGGAGAGAAUUUUGUAAGUUAACGUUAGAAUUAGAGUUAAAUAUGUCAGUUAUUCAUUUGUUAUUAUUUCUAAUUUCCAUUAAUUAUCAUCUUAGUAUAAACAUUUAUUUAACAUGCUGAUGCUAACCUAACAUAACCUAUUGUAACAUGAUGAUGCUAACCUAA
Messenger RNA from Homarus americanus (American lobster), 2284 nucleotides. Its product is annotated as spectrin alpha chain, erythrocytic 1-like. Lineage: Eukaryota; Metazoa; Arthropoda; Malacostraca; Decapoda; Nephropidae. The record is from RefSeq and is a predicted model, not a curated record. The transcript is spliced from 3 exons. Bases 1 to 738 code for a protein of 245 amino acids. Gene Ontology annotation, molecular function: protein binding.